Molecule: messenger RNA, 1118 nt
Organism: Phycomyces blakesleeanus NRRL 1555(-)
Lineage: Eukaryota; Fungi; Mucoromycota; Mucoromycetes; Mucorales; Phycomycetaceae
Exons: 9
Coding region: 1-987 (328 amino acids)
Cellular component (GO): nucleus; cytoplasm
Source: RefSeq, a predicted model, not a curated record
AUGCCCAAAGUUAUCGGUACACACAGCGGACACUUUCACUGCGAUGAGGCUUUAGCCGUAUGGAUGCUCAAGCAGACUGCUGAAUUUAACGAUGCCAGUCUUGUUCGCACUCGUGAUCCUGCAAAGUUGGCAGAGUCCGAUGUCAUCGUUGAUGUCGGUGGUGUCUAUGAUCCUGCACAGAGCAAGUUUGAUCACCACCAGCGUGGAUUUGUUGAGACCUUUGACGAGAAGCACGCAACCAAGCUUAGCUCUGCUGGCCUUGUUUACAAGCACUUUGGUCGUGAGGUUAUCUCCAACAUUAUCGGCAAGUCCCACAGCAAUGAGGACCUUGAGACAAUCUACCAAAAGACUUACAAUGAUUUUAUCGAGUCUUUGGAUGCCAACGACAACGGUAUCAGUGCAUACCCCAGUGACAUCACUCCUUUGUUCAAGGAAAGCCCUACCAGCUUGCCUUCCCGUGUCGCCAAGAAGAACCCCGCAUGGAACGAGUCUCUCACUGAUCCCGAAAUCGAUGCUCGCUUUGUAGAGGCAUCUAACUUGACUGGUGAGGAAUUGGCUGGCUAUGUCAAGAACUUGAUUGCUGCCUGGCUCCCUGCACGUACCUUGGUUGUCGAUGCCUUGGAGCACCGUAACGAGGUUCACUUGUCCGGCCGCGUCCUUGCUCUUGAGCGUUCGUGUCCCUGGAAGGAGCACUUGAUGGACCUUGAGAAGGAACGUGGUUUGACUGGUGACAAGAGCAUCCUCUACGUCCUCUACCCAGAGUCCAGCCCCGAGGGUAACUGGCGUAUCCAGUGUGUACCUACCCGCCCCGAAGGUUUUGAAAACCGCAAGAGUCUUCCCGAAAGCUGGAGAGGUUUCCGGGAUAAUGAGCUUAGCCAGAUCUCCAAGAUUGAUGGCUGUAUCUUUGUUCACGCUGGAGGUUUCAUUGGAGGAAACAAAUCUCGCCACGGAGCUUACGAGAUGGCUAGACUUUCUCUUGAAUUGUAAAUUUUGCAUCUAUUUAUAAAAAAAUAAAAAAUAAAAAGCAUACAGAAAUAUAAUCAAAAUGAAAAGGUCGUGUACCUAAAAAAUAUAUAACUAUUUUGUACUAAAAAACUGUAUACUUUUGUUGAAAUAUU